AUGGGUCAAUCGAAUUGGUGGAUUGCCACCACCACCAACACCACCACUUCGCAACAAGUUUUAUACUCAUCGGGAUCAUCGAGUAGCGGAGUACAAUGGACACCAAAACCUCUGAACAAGUGUUCCGCACAAGAUUUAAUUGCUCUGAUGGAACAUUACAAAUUUUCUGAACGUAUCAAUUAUGACAUGGACGAUAAGAUUAAAACACAUGAUUUGGGAGGUUAUGAAUUUACCGAUCUGGCAAGCCAUGUGGCUUUAAAUGAUGAAAAUAGAAUGAGACAAGAGAAAGAGAGACUGAUCGAGCAUCUAUCAACGAAAUUACAAAUUCCCAAACAUGUCGCAAAUGCAUUUAUUUCAGAGGUCGUUUUGGAAAAAAUCAAAAACGACAUGAAACAGUCACAAGAACUUGUGAACACCAAGACAACAAGUGAAAGUACAUUCGAGAAGUAUAGAGCGACAGUGAUGCCUCGAUCGAUGGAUUCAGAUAGUGGAGCAGUCUCUUCAAGUAAUAAUAAUAUGAAGGUUGUUGAUUGUUCAACUUUCAAUGUUGAAGACGUAUUUACUGACUCGAGUCUCAGCGAUUGGGAGAAGAAAGGAAUUAUUCUUUUUAAGAACAAGUUAAAAGAAUUUGAAAAAUUGCUUCUCUCUCGCAAUAAUACACUACAAGCUCAAGGAUACACUGGAAAUUAUGAUGCCGAUGCUCAAAAUUCUGUGUGUGAAGAUCGAUUCAUGUACAAAACAUUUGGAAAACCAAUUUUAGCAAACAAGAAAAGAAGAGAUAUGAGUAGUGCGCCCUUUAUUGCUAUUAAAUUGGUAAUUUCAGAAUUAGGAGGCAAUUAUUUGGAAAAAUUUGCAAGACAAAUCAUUGCAAAUGCUGUCGAAACAGAAUUUGGAAUUUUGCAUACAGGAAUACUUGUUGGAGAAUGGAAAUUUGAUUGGUAUGACAACUCUAUUGUGGCAGUAAGAAUGGACAAGAAUAUUAGCUCUUCAAAUUCAAUUUCUGUAAUUGAUUUGGGGUAUUUGACUCAUUUAGAUCAAAUUAAGAAUGCAUUCGAAAGCGUUGCUAAAGUGUGUUGCAUUUAUAAUGCAACCAAGACGUAUAGUCAACGCAAUUGCAAUUGUCAACACUUUGUGAAAGAUGUUUUAGAUGCUAUUGGUGUUACAAAACCUUCUGGAGGUUCGUUUGACAAAUAUUUCGAAGAUCUCAAGAAAGGUACUACAAAGAGAAAGUAUUACUAUUCAAAUACUCUUCAAUCGAUGAUGGAGUCCAAUCCAAAAGCAGAACAGUACAAAGAGUUUUAUGAAAGAACAGAAAUUGAGUUCAAAGACAGAGUUACCAUUGACCUAUUUUGUCACUGGAUCGACUCAUUGAAAUAUUUUAGUACAGAAGAAGGAAAGAUUGAUUUUCGGUUGUUAAAAGCUUUUGACAGAAGUUUCUGCAUUUCAGGAAUUUCACAAGGUCUAUCUGUGGUUGAUUAUUCAACUUCAUCAGGCAUGAAAAAUCAAUCAUUCUUUGGUGUUCGAGGAGACCCAGAAGAAAAUAGUAUUAAGAGGAUCGAAUACAAUGUCAGAGAUCUAUACAUUCCUGUUCCCAAUCCUAACAAUAGAAAAGCUCGAACGAUCACAAAUCUGUAA
This is a messenger RNA of Naegleria fowleri, 1635 nucleotides long. RefSeq lists its product as uncharacterized. Bases 1 to 1635 code for a protein of 544 amino acids. Lineage: Eukaryota; Heterolobosea; Eutetramitea; Acrasida; Naegleriidae. The transcript has a single exon. The record is from RefSeq and is a predicted model, not a curated record.